This is a messenger RNA of Cololabis saira (Pacific saury), 2749 nucleotides long. RefSeq names its product tubulin tyrosine ligase-like family, member 3 (gene ttll3). Bases 320 to 2749 code for a protein of 809 amino acids. Lineage: Eukaryota; Metazoa; Chordata; Actinopteri; Beloniformes; Belonidae. Gene Ontology annotation, biological process: protein polyglycylation; cilium assembly; cilium movement. Gene Ontology annotation, molecular function: protein-glycine ligase activity, initiating. The transcript has 13 exons. The record is from RefSeq and is a predicted model, not a curated record. Gene Ontology annotation, cellular component: cilium.
UUACCUCGCCGUCCUGUUUCAGCGUCCUGUUUCUGCGGAGACUGCUGUUACAGUUGCUAUGGCAACCAUAAACAUUUUGAGAGAGCAUGCACGGUUGUCAUGGGAACUGUUUGAAGGACGCAUGAAGGAAGCCGGACAGCGCCUUUCCAUGGACAUAUAAUAGUCACCAUUUCUUUUUUCAAAGAUUGAUUUGUAACACCAGUUUUAAUGGAUGUCUAAUCGUUAUUAUCGGAGAUGACAGAUAGAAAGGUGGACAGUGUGCAGGUCUACACAAUGAUAUGUUGAGGAGAGAACAAAACAGAGGUAACAUUUCAAACAAAUGCCAGUUUUACAAUCCACAGUGGCUCCUCUGGAGGGGGGGCCACAUUGCAGUGUGUCACGCUUGCCACCAAUCAAAGCAACAGACGGGUUGAAAGCAGCCAGAGCAGCGGUGAAAAAAGCAGUAAAGUUGAAGAAAGUAUUUUCAGUGCAGGGACCGUAUCCUGUGAUACGUGCUGCCUUGUGGGCCCGAGGGUGGGUGGAGCGCUGCUUGCCCAGUCCAGUCCAGAGAGCACUUCGGUCUCACGGAUAUGAUGAGGAGGAGGAUGGUGGUGGUGAUGGGGAUAGCAGUGCUGAUGCAACUGGAGAGGCAACAGGAUUUGAGGGAGUGGGUGAGGGCAAGAAAGACGAGAACCUUGAUUACAUGUAUGACCUCAUGUCUCGCCUGGUUCGAAAUGAAACUACAUAUUUCUACUGGACAUGUCGAACGGAUCAAAUAGACCGCCUCGCCCUACAGAAUGAUCAAAUGAUCAAUCACUUUGCAAAUGCUGGAACAUUUACAACAAAGGUUGGGCUGUGCAAGAACCUGCGACAACUUCGGUGGUUUGACGCAGCAGAUCCUGAUAACUUCUUCCCAAGAUGCUACAGUCUUGGAGAAGAGGAGGAACAGCAAGCAUUCAUAGAGGACUUCAGGAGGACAGCCUGUACCAGCCUCCUGCAAUAUGUGGUUGAGACAAGUGCUUGGAGAACAGAUGGAGCAGAGGGUGAAAGACAAAAAGACAAGGACAGUGCUGAAGACAAGUUAUAUGGCUAUCAAAAUCAGUUUGUGGGUCCAGAAAUUAUUGACAGAGCUUUACAAGUGAGUCAAGAAUUUCUCAGUAUUUUGAGGCAUUGUGACAUCGAUGUAACGGAAGAAGCAUGCCCUUCUCUGGGGGAAGAACAGUGGGAUGAGUUUUUGCAAGAUUACUACAAGGUUGCUCACAAAGGUGCAGUGAUCCGAGGCAGCGGCGCGUUUGUAGCGCGCUGUCAGGACAUGUUAGCCAGCCUGAAAGAGGUUUGUCCUCAGCUGGACAUAGAUGGACUGAACAACAUCUGGAUUACCAAACCAGGAGCCAAGUCAAGGGGAAGAGGAAUUAAGUGUAUGAAUCGCCUGGACAAGAUUUUGGCUCUCGCGAAGACUGACAGAUUUUUAAUGAAGUGGGUGGUUCAGAAAUACAUGGAACGUCCCCUGCUAGUCCACGGCACAAAGUUUGACAUCCGUCAGUGGUUCCUUGUUACCGACUGGAAUCCUCUGACUGUCUGGUUCUACAAAGACUGCUACCUACGCUUUUCCUCUCAGCCCUACUCAACAAAAACUCUGCACAGAUCAGUCCACCUGUGCAACAACUCCAUCCAGAAGCACUGUCAGCCUUCUUCUAGCCGCCAUCCAGGAUUGCCUGACGAUAAUAUGUGGUCCUGCUCUCAGUUUUGCUCUUUCCUGCAGCGGCAGGGUCGUAAGGAAGAAUGGGCAUCAGUGGUGGUCCCGGGCAUGCAGAAGGCGGUGAUUCAUGCCCUGCAGACAGCUCAGGGCCAAGUCAAGCAGCGUAAGGCAAGCUUUGAACUUUAUGGAGCUGAUUUCAUGUUGGGUAGAGAUCUGAAGCCUUGGCUUCUGGAGAUCAAUUCCAGUCCCACUAUGUCCACCUCCACCGCUGUGACUGCACGGCUCUGCCCUGCUGUGCAGCUGGACACACUGAGGGUUGUGUUAGACCAGAAGACUGGUCCUAAGGCUUACACAGGAGGCUUCCAGCUAAUCUAUAAACAGUCUGCAAUUGAAGUUCCUCACUACAAGGCACUAAACCUGCUGUUGGAAGGACACGCCCUACGUCAACCCAAACCUUUGCAUUGUGAAAAGAUUCCACCUGUUGCUGUCCACACCUCCUAUCAGCAGCGUCCUCCAGAGGAGGUGGAGAAAGGAUAUGACCCAUCAAGCCAGAAGUCACGCACAGUAGCUGCUCGUUGCCACUCAGGCUUAGAGAACCAAGAGAGGAUGAUAGUGAUGCCCACAUCUCCAAAAAGAGAACCUAAUAUAAGAGCAGAGGUAAAAAACGCCCACAAUGUUCGCAGGUUUUCCCACAAUCUUCUUCGCAAACGGUCUUUGAGGGUGCACCAUGAACCUCAGGCAAAAGUGCAUCAGUCUGGUGCCAGUGCUGGUGUUUACAGAAAGACCCUUGUACCAAGGAGUAUUUCCUUCUCCCUCGGCCCUCCUCACAACGAACCAGAGGGUCAAUCUCAGUUCAGUGCUCAUAGCGGGUCACGCAUCUCCGGAUCCUUUCUUCUUCAGACAACUUCUGAACCUCAACACGAGACCUCUACUCAGUUCUUUCCUUCAAUCCAGGGCCCCCUUCCUAACCUGGAUGUCGGUCACCAAGCGUUACUUAUUCCUCCUUUCUCAAAGACAAAGGACAUGCAAAGGAAAGAAAUGUAUGUAUGGAAAGCACCUAAUCAUUUUUAA